Molecule: messenger RNA, 264 nt
Organism: Metarhizium album ARSEF 1941
Lineage: Eukaryota; Fungi; Ascomycota; Sordariomycetes; Hypocreales; Clavicipitaceae
Exons: 2
Coding region: 1-264 (87 amino acids)
Source: RefSeq, a predicted model, not a curated record
AUGAAGUCCGCUCUUCUUCUCGGUCUCUUCACAGGCAGCAUCUUGGCCGCCACCACCGGCGAGGGCAUCAAGCCCGCCAACGUGGACACUUCUGCUGACAUUGGCUUGCCCAAAUACUCCCUCAGCCUCGCCGCUGGCGGCAGCCAGCAGGCUUGGUGCGGCGGCUUCACUGCAUUUGCGUGUGCCAUGACUUGCGGCCGCCUUCAUUAUCCCUGCUACCAGUGCCUUCCUGCCGAAUGCAAAUGCCUCAAGUCAGGCUGCUAA